GCAUACAUAUGUACAUGCAGACAUACAGACAGACGGACGUCUGUAUGUGAGUACAUGUAUCAAAAAAAAUCCAAAUCGAUUGGCUGCCUAGUUAGGCGUUUCUGAUAAGAUAGAAGACGCCUCGAGCCCAGAACACGUACACAGAGAGAGAGAGAGAGAGCGAGGGAGAGAGAGACACACACAGAGGCAUUCCAGAAAAAGCGAUACAUAACCGGAGUGAAACAUCGAGAGGUGCGCCAGGUGCCUAGUACUAGUCGUGAUUAUACAAUUACCAGCAGCACGCGAGCAGCAAGCAAGGAGCAAGAGUCAUGAGCAGCACCGGCCAAGUCAACGUUACCAUUGCCAGUGCCAAUGGACAUGGGGACAGCGACAGCAACUGCAACAGCAACAGCAACAGCAACAGCGGAGAAACACCAUUGGGCCACACUGACAACGACCAGCUGCAAAUCUUGGGCCAGCUGCGCAGCAUUGAGCAGAUCAACGAGCAGCGCCGCAUCUUCCUGAAGAGCACCAUCAACGAGAUACAGGAGGAGAACGGCGGCGAGCCAGCUGAGGAAGUGCCCGAGCUGCGACGGCAAGUGACGCCGCCCAAUAGUCUGGCGCUGAGCGUUAAAUAUGCCACGCUGCCAAGUCCAUCGCUGGCCACAUCGACGAUGGUGCGCUUUCCGCUGUCGCCGCCGCCGAAGCCCCCGAUGCUAAGUCGCACGCGCAGCACAGGCUCGGGGGAUGCGCGUUCGCCGCUGGGCAAUGGCGAGGCGGUUGUGCUGCGGCACAGUGUCACAGAAGCCGCCCUGACGCCAGCAGCAGCAGCAGAAAUACCAGCAGAAGCAACGCCAACACAACCAACGCCACCAGCUACCAUCUCCAGCAAGCACUAUGAGAGCCUCAUCGAGGAGCUGCGCUGUCCCGGCUGCGCCAGUCCGAUGAAGGCGCCCGUGCUGCUCUGCAAGAGCGGGCACAGCGUGUGCGAGCAGUGCACCCGCAUUCGUCUGAUGUGUCCGCUGUGCAAGGAGGGAUUCACCACAUUGCGCUCGCUGACAAUCGAGGCGCUGUGCGCCAAGGCGCACUUCGGAUGCAGUUUCGCGGCGGGCGGAUGUGUGGUCCGGAUGCCGGUGGCGCUGCUGCCGUGGCACGAGCAGCAGUGCAUCUAUAAGCCGAUGAAGUGCUUCAUGGGGCGCGUGUGGGGCGACUGCAAGUGGCACGGCAGGGAGGUGCAGUGGAAGCAGCACCUGGAGGAGCAGCACAAGUCGAAGCUGUUCUGUGCAGCGAGCGCGGAUCUGGUGUGGAACAUGGCCAAGCAGAUUCGGCCACUGACGGGCUACUAUGUGUUCCAGACAUACGACGAGAUGUUCAACUUCUACGAGAUCUACGACAAGGAGCGCAUCCUGUUCACCAUGACCUGCACCUCGAAUCGGCGCGAGAGCAAGUACAACUAUGCCUACGAGGUGACUCUGCUGCAGCCUAACAACGAGGCGCUCUCCCUGACCCAGAAGUUUCCCGUGCACAGCGAGUACGACAAGGACAUUCUGCAGGAGGGCACCUGCGUCAGCAUUGGCCUCAACGAGCUGUCGCGCUUCGUCGACGACGACAAGUUGCUCCAUUAUCGGGUGACUGUCAUGGUGGUGAAGUCGCCGCGCCACUCCAAGCCCAUGCGACAGAGUCUGCCCCAGCCGCUGAACUAUCAGCCGCCGAAGAUUGCCGGCGUCAAUGGGAAGAGCGUGCCGCCCAGCAUGAUCAUCACGCGCACCUACAAGGAGGCGAUCGGCGAGGUGGCCAGUACGACAGGUGCGCCGGUAACACCGGAUGGCGAGGCGUCCGAGAGCGGCGCCAGCCUGGAGCUGGAGCGCAAGUGGGGCACGCCGCUGUUGCACUUUAAUCGCAAAUAUCUGAACACGUGCAGCGAUGUGUCCAACGAGGCCGAUGCCAAGGAGGAUGUACUGCGUCCACUGCACGAGCCGAGCGCCAGCAUCCAGGUGGUCAGCGACGACAAGCUCUCCAUGUGCAGCAACAGCACCAGCUACACCAAAAAAGUCUCCAACUCGCUGCGCCGCAGCAUUCGCUCACUGAAGUGCGACCUGAUGGAGCUGCGCCCCUUCGCCAAGAAGAAGUCAGCGGCAACAACAAGAAAGGCAACAACAACGAAAUAAGUGAUGACUGCAGUCAAUAAAGUUCUCGGAGCACUUGCCGGAAAUAUAUUUAUAUAUGACACCCAAUGAAAAUGUAAAUAGUUUUUUUUUUAUUAUGAUUAUCAUUCGACAACAAAUGAGAGUCGAUUGUUAAAGUUGUUGAAGAUCUGAUAGGUGAAUUGGAUAUUGUUUGAAUUAAACUCAUGAAUAAAAGACGAAAUACUCCA
This is a messenger RNA of Drosophila navojoa, 2353 nucleotides long. RefSeq lists its product as uncharacterized. Gene Ontology annotation, biological process: multicellular organism development; proteasome-mediated ubiquitin-dependent protein catabolic process. Gene Ontology annotation, cellular component: cytoplasm. The record is from RefSeq and is a predicted model, not a curated record. Gene Ontology annotation, molecular function: zinc ion binding; ubiquitin protein ligase activity; ubiquitin conjugating enzyme binding. Lineage: Eukaryota; Metazoa; Arthropoda; Insecta; Diptera; Drosophilidae.